This is a messenger RNA of Pseudomassariella vexata, 1167 nucleotides long. RefSeq lists its product as uncharacterized. The record is from RefSeq and is a predicted model, not a curated record. NCBI's taxonomy places the organism in Eukaryota, Fungi, Ascomycota, Sordariomycetes, Amphisphaeriales, Pseudomassariaceae. The coding region runs from base 1 to 1167 and encodes 388 amino acids. The transcript has 3 exons.
AUGGCUUCUUUGGUUUCCUACAACAUCGCGUACACUGCGCUGAUGGGGAUUCUGGUACUUGCGCUUCUGCCACUCUUCAUCACGGCUUGCGUUGUGAUUCACCGCAGGAGGGACACCGCACGACUGGGCUUCAUAUGGCUCAAACUUGCUCUCUUCUGGAUGUUCCUAGGGUCACUUCUAGUCGCCAUCGGCAACACUCUCAUUGUAUUUGUGCAGACAGAUGUGCUGGAUAACCUCACCGGGACCUGGGAUUACGUGGAGGCGACCGCUCGAAUUAGCGACUUUGGGUACUACUUCGAGGCUUUAGCGGAGAUUUUCACCCUCCUAUCGUUGGUCAAUAUCGGCCUCGGAAUACUGUGUUGCUGGGAUGUGAUGCGCAAGACAAGACGGGUGCUGAAAUGGGUCACGUACGGGUUCGCAAUUAUGGAGACUGUAUUCGCCCUCGCAGAGCUUAUCUUGUACGAGGCCUGGUUGACCGCCUACUACCGCGACGAAAGUAUAAGUUCCCGGAGUCACCUAGAGGCCAUGCGCAAACUUGGCGCCGCAUACGUUAUCUUGCUAUGGAUUGCCGUGCUUGCGGUCAUCGGCUUUUCUAGCUUCGUCGUGGCCCUGUCCCAGAAGAGGGCAGCCCACCGCAAGGCUGCCGUGCUGCUCCUUGUCGCAUCCAUCAUGGACUUCAUCUGCCACACAUGGAAUCUCGCCACGGAUGGCACCUGGGUUUUCUCUGGCCUCCAUCGACCUGGCACAUACGACACCAUUCUUGAGGCCGUUCUGGGGUACUGGCCUCGCUUCGUCGCCCUUGUUUUUCUCUUCGUCGUUGGAUCGAAAAAGAUGGGCGGCUUAUGGUCAACUGCUCAGAAUUUCGCCCCGCCGAACCAGUACUUCAACUACGGUGCCCAAUCCAUGGCUCAACAACCUUAUCCGCAGCAGCAUGCUCCCCAAAAAUAUGCGCAACCACAAGGCUAUCCUCAGCAGCCACAACAGGGCUACGGGCUGCACACCUAUCAGCCACGGGCGGGACUGAAUGGCUCACACUGGCAACAGCCAGCGAUUCAGCAUGAGCUUGGGAAUCAGAAUGAGCGAUCAGUUCACCCCCAGGUCCGAUCCGCCGAAUUGCGAGGGUCCGAAACAGCCAGUGAACUUCAGUCGCACAAUGGUCUAUACUAA